AUGAAUUUAUUAAAUGAGAUCAACAGUCUUAUUAAGACAUCACAAUACCUCAAAGCCUUGAAAUUACUCAUAAGAUAUGAAUACUAAGAUUCUGCAGAAAUCUGCAUUAAAAUUGUCAGAAGAUAUUCAUAUGUUUGUAAUAAGUUACUUUUCAAGUAUUUACUGAAAUAUGAUAAAAAAUCACAUAAAGUUAAGCCUAUCCUUUACAGAGCUUUUGACGCACUCUAUCUUUGGAGUCAGUAUUUGCAAAAAGAAGAAACUAUACACAAAGUUUUUACACCUAAACGUUUGAGUUGCAUGUCACCUCAAGCAUCUCAAAAGAUCAUCAAUCAAAGGACUAAAGUUAAUAGGAAAUGGCUCUUUCAAUAAAAACGAUUAUUUCUGUAAUCCCUAUAAGACACUUUAAAAUAUCACUAUUAUUACCUCAAGUUGAGGAAGGAAAAUACUUUUGCUUUGCUAAUCUUAAAAAAGUUUAUCGUUGUUAGUUAUUUCAGCGAUUGCAAUUUUUAACUCCAUCAAAAGUCCAUCAAUAAUAGACAAGAAAUGCUCAUGAUCAUUGGGUCAGCAUACUUUGAAAUUAAUUCAAUGUAACAAACCAUAGAUCAUCUAUACUUAUCGAUUAUUUUAGGAUUAGAAAAAACAGUUAUUCCUCUUUUCUACUUAAAAGAACAAUUGAGAAUAUCACAAUCAGAUAAGCAAUUUUAAAAAUAGAUUAUGAAGUCUACUUCCAUUAUUGUUGCCUCAAUAUCUCUAUUAGCAAAAGCACAUGAAUUGAAAGGCGAAAUUUAAGAAAUGCAGACUUGUAUUUCAUUUUCCAAGUUUGUUUGCACCAUUCUGAUUUUCUUUGAAAAAUGUUUUGAAUUACAAAAGGUUAUUGAAUCAAUUGAUAACAAUAAAUUAGAUACUUAUUCCCUUUAUCUAUAAGAAAAUGGAGAACUCAUAAGAUUUGCUAAAUUUCUAACUGAUUAUUAAAUCCAAAAAAGCAGCACUAGCUUCACUCCAAGAACAUUGUAGGAAGAGUUACUUGAAAAAAGACUAAAAAUAGCUGAAUAACCAUAAGUCAUAGUUAGCAAUCAUCAUUAAAUUGAAAUUGAAGAAACCAAUCAUUUUCAUAAGAAAACCAACAGUGAAUUAACUGAUACAACCUUAGCGUCUGGAAGACCAAGCAAAUGUGGAACUGAAAUUUAGUUUUUUAAUGAUUCUUUAGGAUUGACGAGUAUUUCAAUUUAACAACCCUCAGAAUUCUAAAAAUACAGGAAAUUUACAAAGGUUCAUAAAUAUAAAAAAAGUGGAAACAACUUUUUAGCAAAACUUCUAUAAUUAAGUGAACACAACAAACAUGAGGAAUAUCAGUUAUAAGCCAAGUAAAUCAAAAAGGAAAGUUCCUUUAGAACUUUGGAAUAAGAAAUUAAUAACAUAAUCGAUAGAAGGCUACCAAGAAAUCAUGUGCCCUUUGAAUAAUCUUAACUCUUAUGCACCAAAUUAAUUAAGUAAGAAUCUGAGUAGAGAAAAGAAUUUCCAUUUGCUUAUGAUAUGUUAAAAUUCAAAUAAGAAUUUGGAAGUGGGCUAUGCAUUUUAGAGGAAAAUAUUUAAGAAUUUAAUAAACAUUUUGAAUUUAAUGUGUUAAUGUACUUUGAUUACUUGACUUAAAGUAAGGAGAGUGCGAUGAGUAAUUUGAAAUACAAUUAAAACUUUUCUAAACUAAGAUUGGCUGAAUAAAAAUUGAUAUAAUCAAGGAAUCUGGUUUUAAAAAAGCAAGUUGAGUCCAUUCAAUAAGAAAAGGAAGAGGAAAAAAAGAAAGAUACAGAGAAUGAAACUUAAGCAAACUUAUUAUUUGAAACCGUACAAAAGAGAAAGACUAUGCUUUUUAACAUUCUAGGGGCGAAUGAUACUCCGAUAAAAACCCCAUAAACAAAUGAAAGCAAAGUGUAAAAAUAUGAAAAAAAUGUGUUUAAAUUCCCUUCUACAAAUACAACACCAAAACACAAUUCUCUAACUGAAUAAAUAAGACAAUUUAGUGCCCAAAGAGAAAAACAAAUAUCAUAACAAUUUUUUAAUAAAGCCUAAACAACAAUCAAGGCUCAACUAUUAGAGAGUGAAUUUUUAAUUGAAUAAAAGUAGAAUCUUAAAAACUAUUCUGAACCUCCUGAAUUAUUAUUAACCAAAUUAGGGAAUAAUGAUGAGUUGGCUAAUUCGGUAAAACAUUUGAAAGCAUCAGGAUUUUAAAAGAUCUUAUUAAAAAAAAGGAAGACAACAAAACUGGCUUCUACAAAGUUGUGA
Molecule: messenger RNA, 2280 nt
Organism: Paramecium tetraurelia
Lineage: Eukaryota; Ciliophora; Oligohymenophorea; Peniculida; Parameciidae
Exons: 2
Source: RefSeq, a predicted model, not a curated record